AUGGUGGGCCUGCCCACAAUCGCAAGCAGCAAUUUCUUCCAACGCGAUGAUUUCAACAUCUCACUGCCCGGUCGCGCCGGCAACUCGCUUGUCAACAUUGGAAACCGCCGCGCCCAGUUUCGAACUCGACUGGAGAAGGAGAUGCGUGAACACGAUGAUCUCAUCGUGGGCGACUUCGAGGACACCUAUUACAAUCUGUCCCUGAAGAUGCGUCACAGCUUCGUGUGGGCGGCCAGGUUCUGUCGCGAACGCCCUGCUUUCAUGUUCCUCGACGACGACUUUGGUUUCAAUGAGAAACGCCUUCAGGCCGUUCUGUCCAGUCUGCCGGCGGAUUGGCGGCGCAGAGUUUCCAUUUCGAAUACUCGCUGGAAUAGCCCCACAGUGCGUCCUAGCGAUUCUGCUGCAUAUCGGAAGUGGGCACUGUCGAAGCCGGAGGUUCCGUGGCCAGUGCAUGCGCCCUAUAGCAACGGUUACUUUUACAUGCUUGGUUACCAUCACGUGGCGGAUCUGGCGUUGGCCAUGUCCUUCACCAAGAGCAUUCCCAUCGACGAUGUCUGGUUGGGUCUGGUGAUGCAUAGGAUUGGUCUCCAUUUCAACUUACCAACUGGGAUCACCAGCUCCAUGAAGCAUCAAGCCAAUGUCAGCGGGUAUAUUGUUUUACCCCUUAAUUCCCUCCUCACUGCAUCUACGCAAAAGCAACUGUAG
Messenger RNA from Spirometra erinaceieuropaei, 705 nucleotides. The record is from the annotation of a GenBank genome assembly. NCBI's taxonomy places the organism in Eukaryota, Metazoa, Platyhelminthes, Cestoda, Diphyllobothriidea, Diphyllobothriidae.